Molecule: messenger RNA, 2572 nt
Organism: Pyrus x bretschneideri (Chinese white pear)
Lineage: Eukaryota; Viridiplantae; Streptophyta; Magnoliopsida; Rosales; Rosaceae
Product: subtilisin-like protease SBT1.4
Exons: 1
Coding region: 40-2358 (772 amino acids)
Biological process (GO): proteolysis
Molecular function (GO): serine-type endopeptidase activity
Source: RefSeq, a predicted model, not a curated record
UUUUCCUCCUCUUUCUGAGGAACCAAACACUCGUUAGCAAUGGCCGGUUCCAACCUCCUUCCCUUCCUUUUCCUCCUCUGUUUUCUUGUUCCUGCUACGCUCUCGAUCCCGCCCGACCUAUCCGACCGUCCAAAAACCUUCAUCGUCCACGUGUCCAAAUCAGACAAGCCCACCCUCUUCUCCUCUCACCGGAGCUGGUACACCUCCAUCAUCCAAUCCCUCCCGUCCCCCCACCCCACCAAACUCCUCUACACAUACGACCGCGCCGUCCACGGCUUCUCCGCCGCCCUCACAUCCUCUCAGGCCACCCAGCUCCUCUCCCACCCCGCCGUCCUCUCCGUCACACCCGACCAGCCACGUCAGCUCCACACCACUCACACCCCCAGCUUCCUCGGCCUCGCUGAAUCCUUCGGCUUAUGGCCCAACUCCGACUACGCCGACGACGUCAUAGUCGGCGUCCUCGACACCGGGAUCUGGCCGGAGCGCCCGAGCUUCUCGGACUCAGGUCUCGGCCCGGUUCCGUCCCGAUGGAAGGGCACCUGCGUCAGUGCCCCGGACUUCCCGUCCUCCUCCUGCAACCGCAAGAUCAUCGGCGCCAGAGCCUACUUCGACGGCUACGAAGCGUACAUCGGACGAUUAAUGGACGAAUCGAAUGAAUCGAAAUCGCCGAGAGACACGGAAGGCCAUGGGACACACACGGCCUCCACCGCCGCCGGCUCCCCGGUCGCUAACGCCAGCUUGUUCUCGUACGCUCGUGGCGAAGCCAGAGGCAUGGCCACCAAGGCGAGAAUCGCCGUCUAUAAAAUCUGCUGGUCAUUUGGGUGUUUCGAUUCCGACAUUUUGGCCGCUAUGGAUCAAGCAAUUGCCGACGGCGUUGACAUAAUUUCGCUCUCCGUCGGAGCCAGCGGUCGUUCUCCUCCGUACGAUCGAGACUCUAUAGCCAUCGGAUCCUUCGGGGCCUCUCAGCAUGGUGUUCUCGUCUCCGCCUCCGCCGGUAAUUCUGGGCCCAACCCAUUUACGGCCACCAACAUAGCUCCAUGGAUUCUCACAGUUGGCGCUUCCACCGUUGACAGAGAGUUCCCAGCCGAUGUUAUCCUCGGCGAUAACCGGGUUUUCGGUGGUGUUUCAUUGUACUCCGGCGAGCCUCUAGUCGAUCACCAGCUUCCAUUAAUAUACGGCGGAGACGCAGGAAGCAGGUACUGUUACGCAGGGGCUCUCAAGCCAUCGAAAGUCCAGGGAAAAAUUGUCGUCUGUGAUCGCGGCGGCAAUGCGAGAGUCGGAAAGGGAAGCGCGGUGAAGCUAGCCGGCGGGCUUGGGUUUAUCUUGGCCAACACAGCCGACAGCGGAGAAGAGCUUCUCGCUGAUGCUCACCUUAUCCCAGCAACAGAGGUGGGUGAAAUCGCCGCCGAUCAGAUAAGGGAAUACAUCAGAUUGAGCCAAUACCCGACGGCCACAAUUGUUUUCCGAGGAACUGUAAUUGGGACUUCGCCGCCGGCCCCAAAGGUGGCAGCUUUUUCGAGCAGAGGACCGAAUUCUCUAACACCAGAGAUUCUCAAGCCCGAUGUGAUUGCUCCUGGAGUGAACAUUUUGGCGGGUUGGACUGGGGCGUCUGCCCCCACGGAUUUGGAAAUUGAUCCUAGAAGAACCGAGUUCAAUAUAAUUUCGGGGACAUCUAUGUCGUGCCCGCAUGUGAGCGGCAUUGCAGCAUUGCUUCGAAAGGCCUAUCCGAAUUGGUCGAUCGCUGCUAUAAAAUCUGCUUUGAUCACAACAGCUUACACUUUAGACGAUUCAGGUAAGAAAAUCAGGGACCUUGCAACAGGGAAAGAGUCGACUCCUUUUGUUCAUGGAGCAGGACAUGUUGAUCCCAACAGAGCUCUCAAUCCCGGGCUAAUUUACGAUCUCAAUGUGAAUGAUUAUGUUGCAUUUUUGUGCUCAAUCGGGUACAGUCCAAGGCAAAUCGCCGUUUUCUUAGGAAAGCCUACUGGUUCUGAUAUAUGCACAAAGAACAGUUUGGCUAGUCCUGGUGAUCUGAAUUACCCUUCACUUUCUGUCAUCUUGAGCUCGGAUCAAAGCCUGGUUAAGUACAAGAGAAUCGCUACGAAUGUGGGGAGCAAUGUGGACGCAGUUUAUAAGGUGAAUGUUACUGCUCCAGCUGGUGUUGAGAUCAGCGUUUUGCCGAGCAAGCUGGAGUUCAGUGAAGAGAACCAGAGUCUGAGCUAUGAGGUUACAUUCAGGAGAGGAGUUGGGUAUGAUGGCGGAGAGCGAUACGGGUCUAUUGAGUGGACAGAUGGUAGCCAUCUGGUGAGGAGUCCGGUUGCUGUGAGGUGGAGCAGCACUCCGUAUACAGCUUCCAUGUGAGAUUUAGCAUUAAGGUUGUUCAGCUAGCAUUUGGGUGAUCACUUUGCUUUGUUUUGUGCAAUUUGUAAGUUAUCAGUUAGCCCACUUGUAUAUAUACAUGAAGGGCUGGGGAUGUGUGUAUGGCGCGUUGUAUGCCUUGGCUGGAGGGCCUUCUCGAAUCCUACGUUGUGUAAAUUUUGCUUAAUCAAUAAAGCUCAUGCAUUGGCAACCAAAA